This is a messenger RNA of Vespa velutina, 2514 nucleotides long. It is a transcript of the gene Pdss2, whose product is annotated as all trans-polyprenyl-diphosphate synthase PDSS2. Lineage: Eukaryota; Metazoa; Arthropoda; Insecta; Hymenoptera; Vespidae. Gene Ontology annotation, cellular component: mitochondrion; transferase complex. The transcript has 6 exons. Gene Ontology annotation, molecular function: prenyltransferase activity. Gene Ontology annotation, biological process: ubiquinone biosynthetic process; isoprenoid biosynthetic process. The record is from RefSeq and is a predicted model, not a curated record. The coding region runs from base 966 to 2213 and encodes 415 amino acids.
AAGCUUUAUUUUUAUGUAUAAACUAUUCUCGAAAGAAUAUCAUUUUUUGACGUUUUCUUUUUUAGAAAAAAUAAAGUUUUUUUAAGAAUUCGAAAAAGCUAUAUUCUUGCUUAAAUUUUAAUCUUUAAACUGAAAUUUUGUUCAUCAAAAUUGAACAAGAAUUACGUCUAUACUCCUUGUUAGUUUACACCAUUAUAAAACCAGAAGUAAUGAACAGUCUUAAUAGAAGACAUUAAUUAUCCAGUAGAUUUAAUAUCUUAUGAAAAGUAGAUAUACAUAAUAUUGUAAUGUUCAUGUUUUUAUUAAAAUAUUAAAAUAUUUUUUAAAUUAUUUGAUAUACGGGGAACAAUUGAAAAAAAAAAUAUACAGAUUGCAUAUAUUCCAUCUAUUUUAUUUGUUUUUAACGCAGUAUUCUUCAAUUCGAUCCUUUGGAUGAAUCUAUCUUUGGAUGUUUGUUCAAGUUUAAUUAUUUAACAUAUUUUUCAAUAACACUAAAAAUACUUAUAUAUAAACAUAACAUUUAUCGCAUAGUGAUAUUUUUUGAAUUUCUAUUCUUUACAUAAGUAAAAUAAUUUGAAUUUUUUUUUUCAUCUUGAGCUUUAAUCGCAUUUGCUUAUGUAAAAAGCAGAAUAUAUGCCAUAAAACAUUGCAGUUUUAUAAAAAUUAUGUAAGUCGUGUUUGUUUAUUAAUUUAUUAAUUUUUUAUUUUAAUCUUAGUAUGUUAUAUAUACGAAGUUAACCAUUAAAAUGUCGUUUGAUAUCACGACAUCAGCGUCAUCUGCCAACAAAUAAGUUAUAACUUUUAUUUUAUACGAAUUUAUCUUUUAUAGUUGCCUUGUAGAAAUCAAGGGUAAUAGGUGAAAGUUGAUUUGCAUUAAGCAUGCUUUUGUACGCAUACUUGUUGCUUACGUGACAUACGCGAAGCAGAAGAGAAAGUUCGUUCUUAAUAAACUAGUAUUAGCGAAGAUGUCCAAGUACAAGUUUGUUUUAAAUCUGCUCAGAAACGAUUAUAUUAUUAAAGAUUUAUAUCAUAAUAAGUGUAAUAAUGUGUUCAUGAUACAGAGGAAUGUUUGUUCUUCUAAAGAAAAAAAUAUUUAUUUAUAUGAACCUUGCAUGUUUGCUGCAAAACCAGUAGUAAGUCAAAAACCAGAUUGGAAUAAAGCUGUUUCUGAAGCUGAGAAAAUUGUGGGAUAUCCAACAUCUUUUUUAAGUUUACGAUGGUUGCUCAGUGAUGAAAUUGCCAAUGUGGCUUUACACUUAAGAAAAUUAGUUGGAUCUAAUCAUCCUUUGUUAAAAACAGCAAAAAAUUUGAUAUAUAAUGGCCGUGAUAGUAUGCAAGCUUGGGGUUUAAUUAUAUUAUUAAUAUCUAAAGCUGCUGGUCAUUUAAAUGUCGAUAAUAUGGAAGAAGAUAAAGCUGCUGGUGUUUUACACAGUCAACGGGCAUUAGCAGAAAUUACUGAAAUGAUACAUACAAGUCAUCUUAUACAUAAAGCUCUUGUAAAUAUACCUCCUGGAAUAUAUCCAGAAACAUCAGAGUUACAUGACAUGACAUUUGGUAAUAAAAUUGCUUUAUUAAGUGGUGAUUACUUACUCAGUAACAGUUGUACUGAAUUGGCAAAUCUUAGGAAUCAAGAGCUUAUUGAAUUAAUGUCAACUAUUAUAAAAGAUUUGACUGAAGGAGAAUUCAUUGGACGACGAGAUAAUCAGAAUAAUCCAUUACCAUGUGAACCUCCACCAAAUCGUAAAGAUUAUGCUGUAAAAGAAUGGACAUUAAGAAAUGUAUUAAGUGCUGGUACUUUACUUGGAAAAUCUUGUAAAGGUACUUUAAAAUUAGCUGGCCAUAGUGAUGAUAUACAAGAGCAGGGCUAUGAAUUCGGAAAACAUUUAGCAUUAGCUUGGCAAGCAAAUUUGGAUCUAGGGGUUUUUAUUAAUAAAGAGCCACCUGUAUCUUUCAAUUUAUGUUCUGCACCCAUUAUGUUUCAUAUAGAACAUGAUCCAUCUAUUUUAACAGAAAUAGAUAAGGGUUUAGAAUCUAUAGAUAAUGUAGAUUAUGCAAAGGUAUACAACAUUGUAAGUCAAGGGCCUGGCAUUGAAUUAACAAAACAGUUACAGAAAAAACACUCACAGAAAGCAACAGAAGUUCUUAGCGUAUUUCAAGAAAGUGAUGCUAGAACAGCAUUAUAUAAUAUCAUAGCAGCAAUGGGAGAUUUUUAAAUUAAAGUUCAAAGUUAAUGAACUGAUGUGUGUAAUUUUGACAAAGAUUGCCCAAUGUCAGUUCAUACACCGUCCAAUUUUCAGUUUUGAAAUUAAUAUUUAAAGCUGAACAAUAUACUUACAUGUAUUUAACUAUUUGUAUAUAUAAUACAUAACUCAUGAGUACAUUAUAUUUAUAUAUAUUUGUGAAUAAUAUAUAAAAUUUUUAUGUAUAUUUUUAAAAGAUUCGAAUAAUUCUAUUUAUGUCCCUCGUAAAUCUGUAUAAUGCAAAUUGUAAAUAUAUUUCUAUUUUUUCUUUGGA